AUGAAGAUGCUCACGUUUCCCCGUUCCCUUUCAGCAGUAGGGAGGGUCCAGUUUCAGAGACCUCCUCUCAGAGAACUUCACAAUGGCAGCUCCCCCUCACGUGAUGAGGCAACUGUCUUCUAUCGCUGGCCCACCAUCCGUCACUUCCGUCUUCUCUCUCGCAGCAAACUCUACCAGCUGGUGUUGAUGGGUCUGCUCCUACCUCCAGCCACUGUGUCCUACACCCAGGGAGGUCUGCCAGGCUCCACUCUCUCCACUGCCUACGUCGCUGCAGGAGGAACACUCUCUCUUCUCCUCUCCCUCUCCCACCUCUUCACACGAGUCAUCGGGGAAAUGGCGUACCUUCCGUCGUCUGGACAAGUCAGACUGUCUACUCUCACCUUCCUCGGAGACCGCAGGGACAUACUGGUCUCCCCACACCACCUCCUCCCUCUCCAGGACAGAGGCAUACUACGGGGAGUAGAGGUCGUAGGCCACAGCAGGAUUUUCAGGUACAGUACACGUUACGGACAAGUCAUUGAUAGAGAACUCAUGGAUCGUUUGCUCUCACUUGACAGUUGA
Messenger RNA from Geodia barretti, 561 nucleotides. The record is from the annotation of a GenBank genome assembly. Lineage: Eukaryota; Metazoa; Porifera; Demospongiae; Tetractinellida; Geodiidae.